GGUCCGACAUGUGCAAUGCUAGUAGCCCGUGGACUCAUCUCGGAAUCCGAAGAGUUCACCAUCGUAUUCAUGACGAACUAGGCAACAGGCGCUUCCAUCCGCGUUAUCCCACGUGGGAUGGGACAAGCUCGAGCCCUGGGUGCGGCGAUCCGGAUACCAGCCGGGUGUGCCUUCUCUUACGAGGCCUUAUCCGGAUCCCUAAAUCGCAGCUCAUCCAAUGACCUGGCACAGAGCAGAUUGUCUUCCCAAGCUCGGGCUUGUGACUUGGCCUGGUUUCUGUGGGGAAGAGCAAAGAUAUCCACUGAUAUCCACCAUGGAUUGCGAUGACCUCGGAUUAUCGGGACGCGGGCGAUUCCCGGACAUGAACUGCCAACUGUAUGUACACCACGAUUGCACCACCUCAGGACACCGCAGGCCGUCACUAUCCCUUCACUGCUGCAUACGAAUCGCGGUGAUCGAGUUAUCGGGGCGAGCCUUUCGCACGCACCUACCGCAGGGCCGCUUCUGGAAAGCUGGAACAUCGCCCUUGGGCUCUCACCGCUAUAGACGAGGGUUCAGACCCUCGGAACCUGAGCCUGUCCUGUAUUGAGACGGCCUACGGCAAGAUGGCCCGACUCCGAGUCCGUCUCCCCAAGACGUGAUAGAGCUGCGAUUCCGCGACAGCCGCUGUCCACCUAGCCUGUCAGUGGAUUCAGGAACAUUCCAACGAAUGUUGACGCGCAGGGCGCUCAGUGGGUACUCUUGACAAGCUCUCGCAACUCAUACACGCGCAUCAGGGGCGCUCCCGGACAUUAAGCCAUCCACCCUUGUGCUUGCUUGUUUUGGCCCUGGAUUGGGUUUGCGCAGUGCGAGAUGGCGAAGAGCGUGAGGAUCCCCUCACAGCGCGCACAGGAAUGCCUAGCGAUUAUGAACAAAGCUCAGCAGGAAGGGUCCUCUGGUUGCUAAUGUACCUGCGCGAUAUUACGUUCCUGAAAUUUGGUGGCGACGUCGGUGAAGGUAUAACGUCGAUCAGAAGCUCGACUCAGUCGUCCACUAUCAGAAUGGAGCGUCGUUUACUCGGCAUAUGUCAUAGCAAACACUUCAUAAGGCUCGGAGCAAGUCUAUACGUUCCUCACAUGUGGGAACCACGGGCACGGCGACGGCGCUGCGGCAGCGGUUGGCGGCGAAAGUG
Dichomitus squalens LYAD-421 SS1 is the source of this 1171-nucleotide messenger RNA. RefSeq lists its product as uncharacterized. The record is from RefSeq and is a predicted model, not a curated record. The coding region runs from base 314 to 589 and encodes 91 amino acids. NCBI's taxonomy places the organism in Eukaryota, Fungi, Basidiomycota, Agaricomycetes, Polyporales, Polyporaceae. The transcript is spliced from 3 exons.